Messenger RNA from Merops nubicus (carmine bee-eater), 1557 nucleotides. It is a transcript of the gene SLC16A14, whose product is annotated as solute carrier family 16, member 14. The record is from RefSeq and is a predicted model, not a curated record. NCBI's taxonomy places the organism in Eukaryota, Metazoa, Chordata, Aves, Coraciiformes, Meropidae. Gene Ontology annotation, biological process: transmembrane transport; monocarboxylic acid transport. The transcript is spliced from 4 exons. Bases 1 to 1557 code for a protein of 518 amino acids. Gene Ontology annotation, molecular function: monocarboxylic acid transmembrane transporter activity.
AUGAAGAAAACGUAUGCUAGUCGAGAGGAUAUUGGAUAUGAUUUUGGAGAUGACUCAAAAGUUGGAAGUAAGCCAAUUAAGUCCAAUUCAAACAUCGAUAGAGGAUGGGCUUGGAUGAUUGUACUUUCCUCUUUCCUUGCGCACAUACUUAUCAUGGGGUCCCAAAUGGCUCUUGGAAUACUCAACACGGAAUGGCUUGAAGAGUUUAAUCAAAGUCGUGGCUUAACAGCAUGGGUUAGCUCCCUCAGCAUUGGAAUUACACUUAUUGUAGGUCCUUUCAUUGGUUUAUUCAUCAGCAUGUGUGGGUGCCGCAAGACAGCUAUAAUUGGAGGGAUAUUGAACGCCCUAGGUUGGAUACUGAGUGCCUACGCCUCCAGCGUGCACUAUCUCUUCCUCACGUUUGGAGUGACAGCUGGCGUUGGCAGCGGGAUGGUCUAUCUGCCUGCAGUGGUCAUGGUAGGGCAGUAUUUCCAGAAGAGAAGAGCGCUUGCACAAGGACUCAGUACCACAGGAACAGGGUUUGGAGCUUUCCUAAUGACUGCCUUACUGAAAUAUCUCUGCAUCGAAUUUGGGUGGCGGAACACCAUGUUCAUCCAAGGUGCCAUCUGCCUGAACCUUUGUGUCUGUGGGACACUUAUGAGACCACUGUCUCACAAGGGUGUUAGUGAAAAAUAUGUUCUGAGAAGUAAUAGUGAAGAUAAUCAGGCAAAAGCUCUGUCCCAUUUAGCAGAGACUAUAAAACCUAAUGGAGUUCUCAGUGAAGAACUGGAAAAAAAAGCAGCAGCAGCAAAUGAGGAAGUACUUGACAGUGUUCAGCAAAUAGAAAUUGGAGGUAAAUGUAGAAGUGGAAGGGCUGUGUACAGCCUGGGCAUUCUUAAGAGAGUGAGCCAAUUGACGGUGGCAGUCAGGAAGGGCUUUGCCGUAUGGUACUCCAGCUACUUUGGAGCUGCAUCACUGUUUACCAAUAGAGUAUUUGUAGCAUUUAUAAUCUGGGCUUUGUUUGCCUAUAGCAGCUUUGUCAUUCCCUUUAUUCAUCUUCCAGAAAUAGUCAAGCAGUACAACUUAUCUAGUCAGAAUAAUACAUUUCCUUUGACAUCCAUUAUAGCUGUUGUUCAUAUUUUUGGUAAAGUGAUCCUUGGAAUCAUCUCUGAUCUGCCAUGCAUCAGCACGUGGAACGUCUUCCUCAUAGCUAACUUUACCCUGGUCACAUGCAUCCUUUCUUUGCCACUAAUGCAAACAUACCUUAGCCUGGGUGUGGUUUGUGCUCUAAUAGGAUUUUCUAGUGGUUAUUUUUCUCUAAUGCCUGUUGUGACUGAAGAUUUAGUUGGAAGUAAACACCUUGCAAAUGCGUAUGGUAUCAUCAUUUGUGCCAACGGAAUAUCUGCAUUGUUUGGACCACCCUUUGCAGGUUGGAUCUAUGACAUCACACAUAAAUACGAUUUUUCUUUUUACAUCUCUGGCUUGCUAUACAUGAUGGGAAUAAUAUUUUUACUUAUACAACCUUGUAUUAAAAAGAAACAACCAAGAGAAAAAUCUGCAGAAGGAGCAAAAGUAUAG